AUGUUUGAGACAGUCUUCUAUCAUUUUAAGCAUGAGAAAAUUAGCACUGAGAUGGAAUUACUUGAAAUAUUUCUGAAGAUAAGCAAGUACAAUCAUAUAAUCUCAUCUUACUUUAGACUUGUGGAGAUUAAAGAUAGACUUACGUCUCGCAUGGAUAAAUAAAAGUAUGCCUUUUUAUAGAACAUGAUUAUCCAAAGCUAUCUUGCAGUGGAGAAGAAGCAUGAUUUAUAUGAUGCUGAAAAAACUCUUUAAAUUGAAUAAGACAUGGUUUAAUAUAAGUUAUCAAUAAUACAAACUACUUUACAGGUUUAAAGAUUCUGGCUGAAUUUAUCCUCUAAGAACAUUAGCUUAGAGGAACUUAUGGACUAAGGUGACAAAAUAGUUUAAAGCUAUUUGAUUUACUAAUAAAGAUAUGAAUAGUUAAUAAGGUAACAACCAGAUCUAGCUGAAGCUGUUCUUUACCACCUACAGUUUUGCUAAAAUGUAAUGAAUUUUGAAUAGGAAUCAUUGCAUGCAAAUAUUCUAUACAAGAAAAUUCAGGAAAAGAGGAAAAUAGUAUUUCAAAAUCUCUAUAAUAAUUAAAAAAACUAUGCAAUUGUGAUUGUAACUAACAAAAACGGAAAAAAGAAUCAGGUUGUCAUGGUUAACAAAAUAUUUGAAGAUGCUGCAGGAGUUCAGGCACAUCAAGUCAUUGAUAAAAACAUAAAUAAUUUCAUGCCUAUCAUGGUAGCUAUUAAUCAUGACAGACUAAUUGACCAUUAUCUAAAAUCAUAUAAUGGUUCUCCAUAUAAUCGUGUUUAUGAGAGAGUUUGGUUAAAGAAACCAGAUGAAUCAAUUCUUCCUGUCAGAGCAUAGUUAAUAACGUGUGUUUCUUAAACUCACGGUCUACUUUUAGUCGUAUUUGUUGAAAUUGCUCCUCCGAUAGAGUUCAAAAAUAUGUUAUAUCAAAGUACAACUCCAUAUUUCCUUAUUUCAGAUGAACAUGGAUUUAUCUAUAACUCGACUCCUAACUUUGUAGAAAAGUUCUUUAAAACCAAAGAUAGUUUUAUCUAGGACUAUAGAUUCAAGAUAAGUGAUAUUUUUCCAUUUAUUAAUAACUUUACUGAUGAAGAGCUAGAUACAAGCGUUGAAACUAGGAUGAACAAAUACUUUUUUAAUACAAUGAUAGACCAAUAAAAGUUCUUGGAUAUUAAACUGAAGGUGAUAAACUAUAAUUUUAAGCUUGGAAUCAAGGUGAAGGAGUUAAUUUUUGUAGAAUCUUUAAAGACGGUGAUUAAUUUCGAUACUUUAUCUAAUUAAUCAGCAAGCAAUAAUGAAUUGAGUGAUCAGUAUAAGAAUAAUGCUGAACUUUAUGAAUCUAAUGAGGGUACAAACUUUGAAUAUUCAGGGGGCUCACAAAGCUCGUAAUCAAGCAAUGAUGUUUUGUUCAAAAGUUUAGUUUAGAAGAAGAAUGAAUUAGAUAUCAAUCAAUUGCCUACUACAUUUCUUAAUCUAAAGAGAGGAGUUUUCAUAUUCUUUUUCCUUAUGAUUUCUAAUCUAAUAGCUUUACUCACUGUAACUCUAGUAUCUAAUUUCUAAUAUAUUAAAGAUGAGGAAAGCAUUAAAAAUACUAUGUAUCUAAAUAGGGAAUUUUCAAACCUAAGGUUAUCUUUCAGGUUGCUUAUAAUAAUAUCUUAGAGAGGAAAUAACACUGCAUUCUUGGAUUAUUAAGAUAUCAUAAACCACCUAAAUGACUUUUAAUAAUAAAUAUAAACAUUCUAAAAUAGACUUCAACAAGAUGAGCAUAGCAAAGGGACAGAUCUUUAUAAGUUUAUAAAUGACAGAGAACUCAUAUUAGAAGAACUACAAUUAGAUGGAAAUUUUACCACCACAUAAGUCACUUUAAAUACAGGAUUUUAGCAAUUUAUUAGCAAGAUUGUGCCUAUACUUUAGAAAAAUGAAACAUAACUAGUCCAAAUUUUUAAGAAUUUCUUUAUAAUGACCUAGAUGCCAAAUAAGACUUAAACAGAAAGAGAUGCUUGGUUUGUGAUUUAAAAUGGUAAUCACAAUCUUUGGAAUUACUUAUAGCAACUAUCAGAUCUAUAUAUCGAGAUGGGCUAAUCUUGA
This is a messenger RNA of Stylonychia lemnae, 2106 nucleotides long. The record is from the annotation of a GenBank genome assembly. NCBI's taxonomy places the organism in Eukaryota, Ciliophora, Spirotrichea, Sporadotrichida, Oxytrichidae.